Bombus terrestris (buff-tailed bumblebee) is the source of this 2675-nucleotide messenger RNA. RefSeq names its product odorant receptor 13a-like. Gene Ontology annotation, molecular function: olfactory receptor activity; odorant binding. Gene Ontology annotation, cellular component: plasma membrane. The record is from RefSeq and is a predicted model, not a curated record. The coding region runs from base 493 to 1971 and encodes 492 amino acids. Gene Ontology annotation, biological process: detection of chemical stimulus involved in sensory perception of smell; sensory perception of smell. The transcript is spliced from 7 exons. NCBI's taxonomy places the organism in Eukaryota, Metazoa, Arthropoda, Insecta, Hymenoptera, Apidae.
AUGGCUAAUAUAAUAGACAUUCGUUCUUUUAUUACACAAUAUACAAGAUCAUAAGAUUUUUUUAUUUUAUGCAAUUUCUCGAUAUCAAAUUCGCCGCAUAAACAAAUUUAUCCGACAAUAUUAACUCUCAGUAAUAUUUGUAAUUAUUGAUGAAUUAUUUCCUCCACGAAAUUAAAUUUUUUUAUUUGCAAAUUUUGAUGCACAUCCGUGAAAGGAAGACAGUAUGGACUAAUAACGUAGCAAAAACGCGAACAAUCCUCGUUUUUCUUUCAUUUCCAUGAAUGUUGGAAGUAGUUAUGAGUAAUUACAGACGAAUAACCGCAAUAGCCAAAAUUAGACAUAAAGUUGAGAACGACACUGAACUACGUAUUCACGAAUAAUUGAUAUCAUAAUAAGCAUUCUGACUGAGCAAGACGACAUGCGCUGUGAAAAACGUCCUGAUAGUUUUUGAACGUCAGAACAGGUGGUUCAGUUACGAGAAAAAGGGCUCCUAUGGAUAUCCAACGAGAUAGAGACAUAGAUUUAAACUAUAUGUACGGUUGGAACUACAACAUGCUGAAGUUUAUGGGUAUUUGGCCGGAAGAGAGGAAAUGGAACCGACCUUACAGUUACUUCGUUCUAUUGCCGUGUAUUGUGAUGGUGUGCUUCAUUUGUGCUCCACAAACUUUUAAUCUUUCAAUAAUCGCGGGUGACUCUGAUCUGGUGAUCGAGAAUCUAUCGACUAACAUUACUAUCACGAUUUCGCUUAUGAAGACUAUGGCUGUUUGGAUCAAAGGCAAACCAUUAAAGUCUUUGUUGAGAUGCAUGGCCAAUGACUGGAACACAGUGACAAACAAUGCCGACCGAGAAAAAAUGGUGAACAUCGCGAGAAUCACUAAAAAGAUUACGAUAAGAAGCAUACUGCUGGCCAACAUCGUAAUUGUAGCUUUUUUGCCUGCACGAUUGUCUAGCAUGAUAUACAACGACAAAGAACUGUUUUACCGUGGUUAUUACCCCUACAAUACUACGAUCAGUCCAAAUUUCGAAUUGACACUAAUCGGUCAAUUAAUGGCUGCUCUUUAUGCAGCCAUAACAUAUACAACGGUAGAUACUUUUGUCGUCUUGUUGAUUUUUCAUGUCUGUGGACAACUUUCGAUUUUGAGAGACGAUCUAAGGAAGAUUCAUUCGUAUGAUAACAAAAAUGUAGAAAUGAAAUUACAGAAGAUCGUGCAAAAGCAUGUAUACAUUAAUAGGUUCGCAGAAACGAUAGAGGAUUCUUUUAAUAUGAUGCUUCUGUUUCAAAUGCUGGGUUGCACCACUCAGCUAUGCUCUCAGACUUACCAAGUUCUUAUGUCACUUGGAGAGGAAGCGAUAGAACAUAUGAUUUUGCAAAUUACAUUUCUGUUGAUAUACGUAAUUUACGUGAUGUUGCAAUUACUCUUAUAUUGUUACAUGGGCGAAAAGCUAACUGUCGAGAGUACAGAAAUUGCCAAUACGGCAUACAGUGCCCAAUGGUACAAUUUAACUCCCAAGAAUGCAAGAUGGCUUGUAAUUAUCAUGUGCCGUGCCAGGUCUUCACCCUUACAAAUUACAGCAGGAAGAUUUUGUUGCUUUACUUUAGUGCUAUACUCUCAGAGUAAUACACAAAGCGUGUCAGAAGCUGAUCUAGGAGCACUUCAUCCAGCUACGUCCCCUUACGACAUCAGCAAGAGUCAAAAUUUUGAGAUCGCAUGGCCGGGACAAUUCAUGAGCUCUGUGUUAACCGCGAUAUGCUAUUCUUGUUUCGACACGUUCCUUGCGGUUCUCGUGUUAUACUUGUGCGGUCAAUUAACUGUUCUUAGGAUGGCUCUCGAGGAUCCGACAUACGCGACGAAAAAGAAUAAUUACGCAAAGUUCUAUGAACGACUGAGAUUCACUGUGAACCAGGACAAUCAGUUGUCUAGGUUGGUAGAAACGAUUUAUCAGUACUCUAAAAGUGUUUGCGCGAAUUAAGAAAUCAAUAUUUGAAAGAGAUUUGUUUCGCAAUCCAAUUAGUGAAAGAGAUUAUUUCAAAAUAAUAAAGAAAAAAGGAAAUGUUAGACGAUUUAGCAGAACGAAAAAUCGUUCAGGAAAUAACUAGUAAACAAAUUUAAAAGAAGCGUUUGUUCCAAGGUUUGCCGCGAUCCUGGAAGAUCGUUUCAACUUCGCGAUACUUAUUCGGGUUAUAAUCUGCACGUCGUUGUAUUGUCUGACUGGAUGCCGUAUGAUAACCGUAUGCUAAAGUUAAUAUUAUAUCGAUAUUUAUUCGUCGAGAAAAGAAAUUGGUACGUAAUGCAGGUUCUUUUCCGUUUUAGUCCGUAAAUCAGGUGCAAGCGGACCUGCCAAUAGUUGGAAUGAUAUUUCUCAUCAUACACGUAAUUUAUACUGCGCUGCUUCUUCUCACUUAUGACCAUGUAGGUGAAAUGCUUCGUGGACAAGUGAGUUAUUUAUAUAUAAAUAGAAAAUUUGUCUAAAGGUUAAAUGUUUCAUUUCUUUCUUCCAAGUUACGCGCCCACUACACUAAUAGAAGAUUUGCUUUCAGAGUGCUGAUGUUGGACAAUCAGCGUACGAUUCUAACUGGCAUUUACCACCGAAAGACAUCAUUUCAUUAAUUAUCGUGGUGUGUCGAGCGAAAGUAUCGUUUCAAACAACAGCUGGAAAAUUCAGUUCCUUCUCCC